AUGGCAGUGCACAAAACAGGCUUUAAUGCGAGCACCGAGGCAACCUUGACUGGGAUUUACCCGCCUGAUGGAUUCGAGGAUGGCGUGCGCUUAAAACCACCACAGAAGGACGGGGUGACAAAGUCGAAUCCUAGCAAGCGACAUCGGGAGCGAUUGAACGCCGAGCUGGAUACACUAGCAUCAUUACUUCCUUUCGAGCAAAAUAUCCUCAGCAAGCUGGAUCGACUCAGCAUCCUCAGACUCAGCGUAAGCUACCUCCGCACCAAGAGCUACUUUCAAGUGGUAAUGCACAAGGAUAAGGAGGAGAAUUCACACCACGACUCGCACUACAGGGCGAGAGAGCUGGCAGCGCUCGCUGCUUACGACCAUCAUCACCUCGACGGCGAAAUGUUCCUACAG
This is a messenger RNA of Formica exsecta, 399 nucleotides long. Its product is annotated as aryl hydrocarbon receptor repressor-like. Gene Ontology annotation, biological process: regulation of transcription by RNA polymerase II. Gene Ontology annotation, molecular function: nuclear receptor activity; transcription cis-regulatory region binding; protein dimerization activity. NCBI's taxonomy places the organism in Eukaryota, Metazoa, Arthropoda, Insecta, Hymenoptera, Formicidae. The transcript has 3 exons. Gene Ontology annotation, cellular component: nucleus; aryl hydrocarbon receptor complex. The annotation marks the transcript as partial. The record is from RefSeq and is a predicted model, not a curated record.